AUGUUGGGUAUACAAUCUCUAGUUCUCUUCCUGGCUGCAUUUUCCUCCCUCGUCUUGGCUUGGGAUAUCAGCAAUGAAAAUGAUCGUCACGGCUGUCAAUUGUAUUCCAGAAACCCUCUCGAAGGUUGUGAUCGAGACAGGACUCUUUUUGUGGAUGCUGUAGGUGGCAAUUCUGAAUUCACCACUGUGCAAUCAGCCGUUGCUUCUUUACCAAAUAAUACUGAUACCUAUAUCAUUCUCGUUGCUUCUGGAAACUAUACGGAGCAGGUUAAUGUCACUCGACGUGGCCCGACCUAUCUCUUAGGCCAAACAAGACAUCCACGAAACCAAGCCUAUAAUACAGUCAACAUCAUAUGGUCCGCGAUUGCCGUCCCAGGUUUAGACAACGCCUUUACCAGUACCCUUACCGUGGCACCAAAUUUAAACGCCUCAUUGACGGGUAGCGGGCCUACGGGCUUUGCGGUCCCAGACGGGACGCCGUUUGGGUGUGUAGAUUUCAGGACUUACAAUCUCAAUUUCAUCAAUGACUUUGCCCCUUACUCUGAUGAUCCGUCUCUCGCCCUGAGUAUCAGUUAUGCAAAUGGGGGCUUCUAUUACACCGGCUUCUACAGUUACCAAGAUACGAUCUACGUAGGCAAGCUUGGAAAUGCAUACUUCAAGAAUGGCGAGGUAGCCGGCGAGACAGACUUCUUCUACGGGUUCGGAACCGCAUGGGUGGAGCAGACAUCCAUCGCGCUCCGAAACUGCGGCGGCGGCAUCACCGCAUGGAAAGGCACUAACACGACGUUCCCGAACAAGUACGGCGUUUACAUCGUGAAUUCCAAUGUCCAUGCCGCAAAUACUUCGAUCGCGAGCGUUAUCAAGGGGAAGUGCGCUUUGGGAAGACCCUGGAACUCACAGAUGCGUUCCAUCUUUGCACGCACCUAUCUGGACGCCUCGAUCCGCCCGACUGGCUUCAUCGAUUGGGAUCCCGCGCGCUACGAUAAUUCCACCAUGCAGGCCGAGUACAGAAAUUAUGGACCUGGCUACAAUGCUACGGGCAGAGCUAUGGCAGAGUUCGAUGUCCAGCUGACGGAGGCGCAGUAUGUGCCCUACAGCACACCGGCCCGGGUCUUUCAAACACCUGAUGGGAGGUUCGGAAAUACUGACUGGAUUGACUUUGACGUCUGA
Messenger RNA from Amorphotheca resinae ATCC 22711, 1170 nucleotides. Its product is annotated as carbohydrate esterase family 8 protein. The record is from RefSeq and is a predicted model, not a curated record. Gene Ontology annotation, biological process: cell wall modification. Gene Ontology annotation, molecular function: pectinesterase activity. The transcript has 7 exons. The coding region runs from base 1 to 1170 and encodes 389 amino acids. Lineage: Eukaryota; Fungi; Ascomycota; Leotiomycetes; Helotiales; Amorphothecaceae.